UAAUGAAAUUGCAAAAUUGCAUCCUUAAAACCCAUUUUAACUUACAAGCACUGUUAUUUAAUAUUUUAUAACAUCCAAAAAUACAUAAAGCUUCACACUUUAAAAUGAUAAAUGCAUUAUCAUAUUGCUUAAUAAGGUGGGUUACAUUUUUCUCUUUUAUCAUUUUCCUCAUGAUAUUUUAUUAUAAUUUAUUAUAUUAUAUGAAUUAUAUUGUGUUAUAAUAUCAUAUAAUUAGAUUAUUUACUAAUAAAAUAUGUAUCUGUAGGUUUUUAAUACAUGUGAGUACAAUAAUAAUUUAAGAAAGAAAAAUUUAUAUUAAAUAGAUCAAAUAAUGUAUAUAGUAUAUUUAAAGUAGCCUAAUAAAUCAUUAUGGUGGCACAUGUUUUACAAUUUCUAGGAGAUAUUUUUGUGACCUCAUCUCCACCACCUCCCCCCUUCUCCAUCCCACCUCUAAUUGCCCAAUUCUCCAAGCUUUCUGCCUCUUCUCCCCUUCUCUCUCUCUCUCUCUCUCUCUCACACACACACACACACACACACACACAGACACAGACCCACACACACACACACACUCACACACGAACACCUGCGCAGAGCCGGUGAAUCACGCCGACGCCGCUUCGCUUCGCUCUCAAAUCUCUCAUCCAUCCUGCCAGUCAGAUGGCCUCCAUUUUAAUCAGAAGACUCUCCGCAGUAGAAAGAAGAUUCAUUGCCCUCAUCUGCAGCACGGGAUUGCGUUUCGAUUAAUAUUUCACAAGUUCCUUCGCGCUCUGUGUGGAUUGGCUGGCUCUCUUUUGUUUCCUGGAGGUGAAAUGAUGCUCAAGUGAUGCUGCGUCGUUGUUCCCACCCGCUGUAGAACAACAUCACCAACAUCAUCAGCAGCAUCAUCAUCAACAUCGCCGGUAUGAGUCUGAUCGAAGAGCCCAACAUGAGAGAUUUGGACUAACAGACCCGCAGGGCUGUUGAAGAUCUCAAGUAUUUAAAACGCGGAAGUUAACGUGCUGGAGAAAGCCUCAGUGGCAGAAAUAACACAAAGGCACAAAUGAAACUCUGCAACUGACUAUAAAGAACUGAGAAACAUUGUUACCACACACACACACACACACACAUAUUGACUUAUCACUUAACACACACACAAUGGCACUGGACAACACCGCCUUCUCCUCGUGCCCCGAAUCCCUGUCCCUCCCAGUUCCAGAGAAAGGGGAGGAGCCUGUGGAGGAGGCCCCAAAGGAUGCUCCGCCCAGUGAUGUACAGAACGCAUCUGAGGAGCUGGUAACCACAGAGACGGCCCAGCCCACAGAGCCACCAUCCAAUAACAAAAUGUCCUUCCAGGCCAAGAUGGCUGCAAGGGAGGCGCAGGCCAAUCAACCCAUGAAGAAAGUUCAGGGGGGCGGGCAAGAAUGGAGCAAGUUUGGAUGGGCACGCAACAGGCGUAAGAGGCAGCGCUAUGUGGAGAAAAACGGUCGUUGUAAUGUGCAGCACGGUAAUAUGCGUGAGACGUACCGUUACCUGACGGAUAUCUUCACAACCCUGGUGGAUCUGAACUGGCGCUGCUCUCUGUUUGUCUUUGUCAUGGCGUAUGCAGUGACCUGGCUCUUCUUUGGAGCAAUAUGGUACCUCAUUGCAUACUGCAGGGGUGAUCUGGAUCAUUUGGAGGAUGCAGCAUGGACUCCAUGUGUGAAUAAUGUUAACGGAUUCAUCUCUGCGUUCCUUUUCUCCAUUGAAACGGAGACGACCAUUGGCUACGGUUACCGUGUCAUCACUGACCAGUGUCCAGUGGGCACCAUGUUACUCUUGCUACAAGCCAUCCUGGGAUCUAUGGUCAAUGCAUUCAUGGUUGGUUGUAUGUUUGUGAAGAUCUCCCAGCCGAAUAAGCGUGCCGAGACGUUGGUGUUCUCUCGUAAUGCUGUCAUCUCACUGCGGGAUGACAAGCUCUGUUUGAUGUUCCGCGUUGGGGACUUGAGAUCCUCCCACAUUGUGGGUGCCAACAUGAGAGCCAAACUUAUCAAAUCCAAACAGACACAAGAGGGUGAGUUCAUCCCACUGGAUCAGACGGAUAUCAGUGUGGGUUUUGAGACGGGAGAUGAUCGUCUCUUCCUGGUGUCUCCAUUGGUGAUCUCUCAUGAGAUCGAUGUUCGCUCUCCGUUCUGGGACAUGUCACAUGCUCAGCUGGAGAAAGAGGACUUUGAGAUUGUUGUCAUCUUAGAGGGGAUGGUGGAAGCUACAGGUAUGACCUGUCAGGCGCGGAGCUCCUACCUGGCUGAAGAGCUCUUAUGGGGUCACAGGUUUAGUCCCAUGAUGUUGCUAGCCGAUGGAUUCUUCGACGUGGAUUAUGGGGCCUUUCACCACACAUUUGAGGUGGACACGCCCUCCUGUUCGGCGAGAGAGCUCGCAUUGGCUGCCGCCCGUUUGGAUGCUCAUCUCUAUUGGUCGAUCUCCAGUCGGCUUGAUGAAGAGAAAUGGGAGGAUCCUAAUGUGACUGAACAGACGGGGAAGUCCACUGAUUCAGAAUCUAUCAGGGAGAGAGACGGGCCAACAUUUACUGUUGGCGGAGUUACAAAUACCCAGGACCAAUCCGUUGUAGGGGAGCAGAACGGCAGUGUCGCCACUGACCAGUCAGAGUCUGAGGCUUAAAAGGAUGCAAGAAUGUAAAAGUGAGCUGCCUCGCUGUCUGCUGUCUACAUAGGCACCUACUUUCUAAGGUAUCAUCCUAAGUGAAAUGAAACCUGAGAAGGAUACAUGCAGUGUUGUCAUAAAAUGUGGCCAAAACAAGACAUCUUAAAGGCACAAUAUGUAAGAUUUUUGGAUUAAAAUAUCCAAAAACCACUAAAACAAUGUUAUAUAUUUAGUUUAAAUGUAACAAAAUUCAAGAUCAGGGAAGAAGUCGAACGUUAAAUGUAAUAAAAUUUGCAUAAACAAUAAAAAGCUAAACAGGCCACAGGCUCUGCUUCAUACCGAGGUAAUGUUAAUAAAAUUUUAUGACAUUAGCUCAACCAUGAAUAUGAUUUCUGUCGGAUUGCUUUCCAUUGGCUGUGGAGGUGAAUAUGAAAACUCCCAUCAUUCCACACUCAUUAACGGCAUCGUCAAGCUACGCCUUUGUUGUUGUUUCGAGAAAACGACCUCUAGCGGCAAAACUUACAUAGUGUGACUUUAAUUGAUGUCUUGGUAGGCAACUCACUAGGUUUUGGAACUGAGCUAACAUGUCUGAUUUGUAUUAAUACCAAUCAUUUGGGUAAAUUUAACAGUCUUAAACGUUUCCACUGCCUUUCUUUCAUAAGUGUUCAUCCAGUGUGGUUCUGAGGUACGAGCUGCUACUAUUUUUAAAACAAUCAUUUAAAACAAGCCUGUGCAAGUUGUUUAGAGUCACGUUGGUUAGAUUCACUUGUACCUGCAAAAGAAGUGAACAUGUUACUAUGGAGACAUUAGUCUGCAUUCCAAUUUGCAACAUCACAGCAGAGUUUAGCGUUAGCUUUUUAAGAGUCAGCCAGUGGUAAAUUUAGCACACUCUCGUGACUGCCAACAAGAGUUUAGCCUGGGAAAGUCAUUCGGAUUUUAUUCGUGCCAUUAUGCGAGUGGAUCUAGACGAUAAAUAGAUUAAAUGGAGAUGUUGGAUGCUAUUAGGCUACUGCAUCAUUUCACCAUCCUAAUUAAAUCGAUGUAGAAAUUAACAUCAUCCUGUGAUUGAUCAGCUGUUGCCACCAAAUGUGACUGAAUACACAUUGCUAUUCUUUGUAUUUGUUAUUUAUUUUAUUCAAAUGUGUCCAUAGCAACAAAUAACUCUAUGCUCAGUUACUGCUGCAGAUGAGAUAAGUGAGAGAAACUGAGAGAGAAUUUUUAAAGUGGGCAUUAAAGGCAGGAAAUUAGUUGGUGAAUAUUUCAAACACAUCAACAGGCCAUUUUAACAUAUUAACUAUAUUAGAUAUAGUGCAACAAGGGGGCGUCUUCAAUCAGCUGGUUCAAAUGUCUUCUCAUGCUGGUUUAGACUGGUUUAUAGGUGGUCUUUUUGGUGAAGCUUGUUGACCAAGAAAGUCUUAAUGGUUAAGUUACUCAAAAGUUAAGAUUUUUAAGUUAGCAAUUCUCCAUAUUUUCUCUAAAAGGGAUAGUUCACCCUGAAAUGAAAAUUAAGUCAUCAUUUACUCACCCUGGUGUUGUUCUGAUGCUGUAUGCCCUUCUUUCUUUUAUGGACUUUUAUAUCCCGCUCGUGUUCAUCCAUAUUAUGGCAGUGAAUAGCGACCGGCAUCAAGCUUUUUCAAAAGUAUCACAGAAUGAUCCCAUGUGACACUUGUCGUAUAUUCCAAGUGUUUUGGCGGUACACAAGUUCAAGUUUCAAGUUGAAUUUAUUUGUAAAGCUGCGUAUCAUCGGCAUAGCAAUGAUAAGACACACCAAAUCACCUAAAUAUAGAACCAAUGUACAGUGAAAACAGUAACGAUGCCAAAGUUGAACCCUGAGGGACACCACAUGUAGCAUGCGCUACAGAAGAAGAAUGCUUCCCUAUAUUUACUGAGAAUCUUCUGUUGGACAGGAAGGACCGAAACCAGUCAAGUACAGUGUUAGUACAGUACAGUAUUAUUUAAAGCUGCAGUCCGCAACUUUUUUUGUGUUAAAAAUUUACAAAAAUUAUAUAAUGUUUUUGUCUUAUCCUGAAUCAUUAUGGUACACUUAUAAUAAGUGUUUAUAUUCGGACUAUUUCA
This is a messenger RNA of Megalobrama amblycephala (Wuchang bream), 4692 nucleotides long. RefSeq names its product potassium inwardly rectifying channel subfamily J member 9 (gene kcnj9). Gene Ontology annotation, biological process: regulation of monoatomic ion transmembrane transport; potassium ion import across plasma membrane. The record is from RefSeq and is a predicted model, not a curated record. Gene Ontology annotation, molecular function: inward rectifier potassium channel activity. The coding region runs from base 1135 to 2634 and encodes 499 amino acids. Lineage: Eukaryota; Metazoa; Chordata; Actinopteri; Cypriniformes; Xenocyprididae. The transcript is spliced from 9 exons. Gene Ontology annotation, cellular component: plasma membrane.